AUGCCUCGAAGCAAGGCAGACGCAACACUUUCUGAGCAGUUGAAGGAGUUCUACAGAUCCUUCUUCAAAGAUCCAAACUUCAAGCUCGAGAGGUUUCAUCAACUGGCCAGGAAGAAACACAUUCCUGCUGCGAUGGUUUCUCAAGCCCUCGAAAAAAAGAAGGCACCGUGUCUCUUUACCUUCUUGAACUUCAAACCCAAUGAGAGUUCUUUCAAAGCGGAGGAUGUCAAGGACGAACACAACUGUCAGCUGAUUCUCAAGCUCCUCGCGACGAUCGGACUGACAGUGCCUUCAACUCCCCAUGUGUCAAGGGCACUGGCGGUUGUAGCGAAGGAAGAGGAUUUGCUGGGGGCAUGGUCGGACCAGGAAGCUGACCUUCACAGGGGGCUGAUGCAGUAUGCCAUCCGCCGGACUGGUCGCAACCCCGAUUCGAGGAGUUGGGAUGCCAACAUGUCGAAAAUCAAAGGCAUGGUCAAAGAGCUGCAGAAGGCACGACGUCAUCCGAAUCCGAAAGUGAACUUGGAGAGGGUCACAGUGAGCACCCAGCCGAAGAAGAAAGCCUCACAAACGAUGAGUGUGUGCCCUGGGGAUCCAGCUGGCGGUCAACACCCAGAUGCCGGUAAGCCAGAGAUCCCGAAGGAAUUGGGCGUGUUCUUCACUUUGUGGCCAUGUGUCCAGCAGAAGAUGCGACAAGCUGCAGCAUCUUUCCAGCCUGCUGCUGGCCCAGCACCUGGCGAUGCGCCGAAGGCAUCCAGGGGAAAGGGCAAGGGCAGAGGUAAAGGGAAAGGUAGAAAACAAAAGGGUUCGGAGGAUGAAGGCAAGGAAGGCAAGGACGAAGAAGAACAGGAGAAUAGUGCCGACGGCAGCGAUGCCGACUUAGAGGAAGAGGACCAGGAGAUUCGAAAGGAGUUGUCAGAAAGUGAGGAAAACAAAGGUGAAGGGAAGACAGAAAGGAAGACACCCAAGCGAUCCAGGUCAUUCACCCUGGCGCCCUUGACUUCCAAGGGCCCUAGCAUUGGGGUCUUGCCACUGGCCGGAUCACUGGUGAGUUCAGAUCUGAAUAUGUGUCAAUCCAUCGAGGGCAUCAGUUACACUUUCCUGGGCAAAGCAUGGUGGAAUUGGCGAGUCGCCGGGGUCUCGGACUUGAGUUGGGCAGGGCAGGAUGUUUCUCCGGACUUGGAUGACUACCCGCCCAAACCACCUGGCCUCCCAAAUUGUUCUGCAUUUGGUCCACAAGAGCUCAAUAUUCCUGUGAGGCUAGAAUCUUUGGAUCUUCGUGGCAAGGACAGGUUCCAUGCCAUAGACUACGUCGACCAGAUCUCUUCCCAGAGCAGCGCUGUGAACCGCCGUGCCAAGUCCUUGGUUAAAGCAUGGCAUAUUAUUUCAUCGAUCGUGGUUCUACUUUUGGAAGAAUUGAUCAAGCCACCCCAUCACAGAGAUGUGGACUGCCUGGAUGCCUUUUGUGGCAAAGGAAGGUUGGAUUUCGAUAUUUUGCGACAAGGGCAGGACAACGAUAUUACCACUACGCUGUCAAAUGGCAAGCGGCCCAAUUUCAAAUCUUCCUCCCUGGCGACAAAGGCAUGGCUACCUGAAGUUGAUACAGCAGGAUCGGAUGUCGGACGGCACUGGUCCUCAUCAUCCUACUAUGCCGCGCAGCAUACAUAUUUGUGGAGCAGCCACAAAGCUCUAAGCUCUUUAUGGAUGCCCUUGAAGCUUCGGAAAAAGCUAGGGUUGUCUAGUGCUGGAGUGACAGUCAAGAAAGUCAACAAGGAUGGCAAACGUACAGUGUCAGGUGGCCCACGCUUGCGACAGAGCGAGGAAUACCCAAAGGGUUUCGGACGUGCUCUGGCAAUUCGACAUGUCUUCGGGAAGGAUGACCUGCCACCUCCAAAUGAUUGGAGCCAUGCCAACUUAGAACCGUUGCAGCAGUUCCUGAGAGAACAGGCUGCAGCAGGUGAGACACAAGACUUACCUGACACGCUUCCAGCGACCGACAUGGAGGUUCAAAACGCGUUGACAGGCAAGGGAGAGAAGGGCUCUAAGAAGGAAGAAGCAAAGGAAAAGAAAGGAAAGAAGGAAGCCAAAGGAAAGCAUAAGAAGACGAAAGAGGCUAAAGGAAAGAAGGCACAUAAGUCGAAGAAGAGCAAGAAGACGAAAGUCUUGAAGAAAGGAAAGACGUCUAAGGGGUCGAAGUUGAAGGGAAAGUCAAGCAAGGCUUCUGUCAAGAAGGGGAAAGAUGGACUUGCCAAAAGAGACUUGCAGAAAGAAUUCGACAGAGCAGCUUUGACAGAGCAAGUGCCAGCCACUCAGCCAGACAAGAGUUCAGACGAGGAAGGGGAUCACGGACAUGGACCACGACCCAAUUUGGUUGGCUACGUCUACUACUCUGCAAAAGACCAGUGGCAGUUGAAACUUCAAAAGCUCAUGGUCGGGGAGGACUACAAGCAGUGCAUUGUGGAGGCGGGUGGCUACAUACUCUUUUUCGAGGACGAGAACUGUGUGCUGAGCCAUCUUCCUGACCGCACCCAAUUUCCAUUGCGUGUCUUCAGGGAACCUGUGCAGGCACAGGCUUAUGCCCAGAUUCGCGCUUCGGAAAAGGAACAGGAAGAUGCAAAACGACAGAAGCAGGCAGAGACUUUAGCAGCGCAGAAAAAAGUUGAAGAUGAGAAGAUCUCGCAGAGCGUCGCUGAAGAACUUGCAGACAUAGAAAAGAACGCAGCAAAGGCAGCUGAAAAACUUGCAGAGCAAAAGGCUGCUGCAAAGAAGUUGCUUGAAGAACAGGAGAGGAAGAAGAGAGAGAUGGUCGAGCAACUGGUGGCGAAAGAGAUGGCAGAACGAAAGAUGGCUGAAGAGAAGGCAAAAGCGGCAGCACAGCAGAAGAUGGUUGAAGAGGCAAAGAUCGCAGAAGAAGUCGCGAGGAAGCUCGCAGAGCAGAAGGCCGCAGAAGAUGAGAAGAAAGCCUUGAAGGAACUUGAGGAACGACAGGAGGCUGAAAAGAUGGCACAAGAGCAGAAGGCAGAGAAGGAAAAGGCAGCGAUAGCCCAAGAAGACAACAAAGACGCAGCUCGCAGGAUUGAAGAACCGAAGAAAACAGAGGAGGAGGAGGAUAUCGCACUCAAAGUGGCACAGAUGUUGGAAACGGAGAACUUUUCUGACAACCAGCAGAGAUACACAAAGAUUGUAGAGUUAGUGCGAAAGGCCAAGGGGAUGAUGGGUGAAGAUACGGAACAGGAGAAGAAGGAGGAGGAAAGGAAAGCUGUGGAAGAACUCCUCUUGCGACCUGCAACGAUGGAUUUGACUACUCCACCGGCCACACCUCUGCCUGCACCGUCACCUAUGCCCGCACCAUCGACGUCACUUCCGGAUACCCCCUUGCCACCCGGCGAGGAAGAGGCUGAGAAGUUAAAGGCCGCGGCUUUGGAAAGACAUAAGAAAAGAAAUGCGCAGUGGGGCACGGCAAAAAAGACACCGGAUGACAUCAAGGAGCUUGGACAGAAAGCAAUUAAGCAGAAAGAAAAGACAGGUGACUCCAGCGCGCUUCACGAACUCUUCGAAGAGUGGAUCACUUCGGGUGAAGAGUGGCGGAAAUCGCAGCUGUUUAUCCGCAUCCAAAACAACAACGGGACGAUUGACAGUGAUGCCCGGGGCUGGGUUUCCGUAGCAGAGUUGGAAGCCAAGCUGGGACCAGCAGGUGCUGAUUCCAUGAUUACUUUCUUGGAAGCCACCGCCCCGGAAAAGUGCCGAGAUCACCCUGAUGCCCCGGGGGUCAAGGAGUGUCGACAAUACAAUGUGCUGAUCAAAGACGAGAUGGAAAAACGAAAGGAAGAUUGGGUGACAAAGACUAUGGAGUGCAAAGACGGCAGCUCUUCAGACUCUAGCUCUGAAGGCCCAAAGAGAAAGUCAAAGGGAAAGAAGGCACCAAUGGGGGUGGUAUCUGCAGAUCAUUUUUUAAAGCCAUGA
Molecule: messenger RNA, 3960 nt
Organism: Cladocopium goreaui
Lineage: Eukaryota; Dinophyceae; Suessiales; Symbiodiniaceae
Source: the annotation of a GenBank genome assembly